Molecule: messenger RNA, 1872 nt
Organism: Acanthosepion pharaonis
Lineage: Eukaryota; Metazoa; Mollusca; Cephalopoda; Sepiida; Sepiidae
Source: the annotation of a GenBank genome assembly
AUGAUCAUUUCUUCUUCUUCUUCUUCUUCUUCUUAUUAUUAUUAUUAUUAUUAUUAUUAUUAUUAUUAUUAUUUUAUACAUAUCAUCACUGGCAUGAUUGUCAUCCUUCUUCUUCUUCUUCUUCAUUAUUAUUAUUAUUAUUAUUAUUAUUAUUAUAUAUGUAUCAUCACAGGUGAGUUGAUUUACCUUCCGUACCGUUCCUUACCAUACCUACCCUUUUUCGUACCGUUCCCUUUUCCUUAUUGUUCUCUACCGUACCAUUCCCUUCUAUACCUUUCCUUACCGUACAGUUUCCAUCCGUACCAUUGCUUAUCGUACCAUUCCAUACCGUACCGUACCCUAUCGUACCGUACCUUAAUGUACCAUUCCCUACCGUACAGUUACCUUCCGUACCGUUACUUACCAUACCGUUCCUUUUCCGUACCGUCCCCUACCAUACCAUUCCCAUCAAUACCGUUCCUUACCGCACAGUUUUCAUCCGUACCAUUGCUUACCGUACCAUUCCCUACCGUACCCUACCCUAUCGUGCCGUACCUUAACGAACCAUUCUCUACCGUACGGUACUCUACCGUACCGUACAUUAACGUACCGUACACUUCUGCACCGUUCCUAUCUAUACCAUUCCCUACGGCACCGUUCCCUUCCAUACCAUUCACUACUGUACCGUUCCCUCCCGUACCAUUCUCAACUGUACCAUUCCUUACAGUACAGUUCCCUUCCGUACCGUUCCCAUCAAUACCGUUGCCUCUCCUACUGUUCCCUUCAGUAACGUUCCUUACUGUACCGUUCCAAUCCGUACCAUUCCCUACCUUACCAUUCCCUUUCGUAACGUUCACUACCGUACCGUUCCGUUCCGUAGCAUUCCCUUCUUUACCAUUCACUUCCGUAGGGUUUCCUAACGUACCCUUAACUUUUAUACCAUUCUUCCCGUACUGUUCCCUUCCGUACCAUUCCCUCCCUUACCAUUCGCUUCCGUACUGUACCCUACACCGUACCGUACCUUACCUCCCUCUCGGAACGAUCCCUACUAUACCAUUCCUUACCGUGCCAUUCCCUUCCGUACCAUCCAAUCUGUACUGUUCUCUACCACACCGUUCCCUUCCAUGCCAUUCCCUUGUGUGCCAUUCCCUAAUGUACCAUUCCCAUCCGUACCAUUCACUACUUUCACUUUCGUACCAUUCCUUACCAUACCGUUUCAAUCAUACCGUUCCCUCUCUUACCAUUCCCUUCCGUACCAUUCCCAUCCGUACCAUUCCCUACUGUACCGUUAACUUCCAUACCAUUUCCUUCUGUACCAUUCCCUUCCGUACCGUUCCCUACCAUACUAUUCCUUUCCAUAGCGUUCCAAUCCGUACCAUUCCCCACGGUACCAUUCGCGUCCUUACCAUUCCAUACCAUCCCCUCCUGUACCAUUCCCUUACGUACCGUUCCUUACUUGUACCGUUCACUUCCGUACAAUUACUUACCAUACCGUUCCCAUCUGUACCAUUCACAUCCGUAGCGUUUCCAUCUAUACCGUUCCUUACCAUACAUUUCCCUUCCACACCAUUCCUUGCUGUACCAUUCCCUCCCAUACAACUCCCAUCCGUGCCGUUCCUUCCCGUACAGUUCCCUCCUAUACCAUUCCCUACCAUACCAUUCCUUACUGUACCGUUCCCCCUCGUAUCGUUCCCUUCCGUACCAUUCCCUUCCAUAACGUUCUCUACCGUACCAUUCCUUACCAUACCAUUUCCUUCCGUACCAUUCCAAUCCAUACCAUUCCCUACCAUACCAUUCCCUAGUGUACUGUUUCCUUACGUACCGUUCCAGAUGAAGAAAAUAAAAAUAAAUCACAUUCAGUGUAGUGGUUUAUUGCCAAACAUUGAUUUGUAA